GAUGGUAGUUGGGGUGACGAUACAGUCUGAUGAUGCACGGGGAAGCUGGCAUGAUCCUAUUACCUAGAAAAAUCCCCAAAUCCACUCUCGCCCCCUUCUUCCCAGCUUCGUCUCUAUAAAGAUCGCCAUGUUUGUGCUCCUACUGGCUCUCACGCUGGUUGCUAGAUCGCUAGCUCUUUCCCUAUGUCACAACCACCCCGGAUACCGAACCGUCCUUACUCAAGGCAUCUUCCGACCUGAUAUUUUAAGAAGUGGACAACAAAGAUUAUACUGUUUUAAAGCAACCGAAGAACGCGACCUACCAAAUGUGGCAAGUCUAUACAUAAAGUUAGCAACCUGCAAAGGGACGGUAUCCGUGCGUCUGUUUGACCCUACUGGAGGGGAGAUAUACAUGAAGGGUCGGGAUUGCGACUCAGGAAGGUUGAGGGACAACAUCCGAUACGAUUCCUCUCAGAAUACCAACGGAGUCAGAUGGGCGGGACAUCAAAACACUUAUGCAGUUCCCGAGGAACAUUCUAUUUGGACUUACCACAACACCUCCGCUAUGAUUGGAACCUAUACCAUCAUCGUCAAAGCGGAAAAAACACCCUGUGGCGAAGCUGAUUAUCAGAUUCUAGGCAGCACAAAAAAAUACAGACAACCUCCCGUUCUGCCUGAUGAUACCUGUAUUCUCCAUAACGACAGAUUCACCACCAAAACCCAAGUUGGAUUGUCGUGGUCACCAGCCGAACUACCCUCGGAUAACCCCUUCCAGACGAUAAAGUACUGUGUCUACAUGAUCCCCACCGACACCCACAACCACAAGUGCAGUUACCACGGGUCCAGAUGCUCGGUGGCACUGCUCCGAGGCCCGGACACGGUCGAGAUGUGCUUUGUAGCAGGCCGGAGAAGCAGGGUGCUCUCCAUAGUCCGCAACUUAAAACCUGGCACGGAAUACCACGUGGACGUUAUCGCCUGGACAUAUGACCGGGCCAGGCAGAUUUAUUACCUGCCCAUGGCAUAUUCUCAGUCCCAGUAUAUAACAACUCAAUCCUGAGACGCUUCAUAGUGUUUCCUAACAUCCCGGAUAUUUUCAGACGUUUUUUUUUUUGCGAGACGAAUUUCUAAACCAUCUAAAUGAUAGUUCUUUAUCGAAAAAUCGAAUGAAAAUAUUCGGGGUCUAACUUAAUAUUUCUAUUUCGCUAACUGUACAAUUUGGGGAUGUUUUAGCUGAGCUGGCGAGGGGGUUCCGAUUAAAUGUUUUAUCAGAAUUCUUCUCAGCAUCAAGGCAUUUGCUUGCGUGUUUUCUGAUAACGAGUAAAAUAUUUGGUUGCUUAGAAUUUAAAUUCUGUGCUAACCACAGCUUCUUGUUCGACAAAAAGAGUUGCUUUACAUUCGUCACGUGAUGUAAUCUUUCUUAAAUUAUUUGGAUAGAUUUUAUCCGCGACCGCUUUUGUUCGGGCAUAGUAAGAAUCACCUCUUUCUUAACUACUAUCUUGUCUCUUGAGAGCCUUUGGACUGGUUUGUUAAAGACACCUUUGACUGUGGAUCGAUUAAAUUUUCAAGCUCUUUGGUUACAUGAGAAAGAUGAAGCUGUGGCCGAUAUAUAUACACUUACAUCUAUUUUAGCAAUAAUUGUCAAUUAUUGUAAAUCAUAAGACCUAGCUGUAUAUCUAUUUUAGCGGUUAUUGGUGACAAUUUAAGUUACAUUGCGUACCAAUAACGUAGUUUGAUGUUGUAGCUUUCAGUUUUCUGAUGAUUGAGAAAUUUAUUGUGAUUUCUUGUGCUGGGCUUGGCUACAUGUUUGAUACUUUGGGUAUUAGUCGAGUGAUGAUAAUAAUGAUAAAGCAUAAUUCGAAGCUUUGUAUGGCUUUAUGCGACAGUAUUUUUAUUUUAUUUACAAAUUUUGAUAAGUUUAUAUAAUAACUUCUAAAUUUUAUAUGAUUUCGUGGCUUACCACGUCCUUGCUUUCAGAACCAAAAAAAUUCAGAUAUUAUUUUAGAACUUAAUAUGAUAAAAUGAUAUAUGGAAUAUUGACUGUGCGUUAUCUUGGUGGAAUCCCGGGUACGUGUCUGAAGAUUCUCAUAUGCUGUCUAUACUAGUAUCAUGCCCAUGAUAUAUUAAACCUAAGGUUAGAUUUGAAAAAUCGUUUUUUGAUAUGUUUGACUUAUGAUUACCUGAAAUUUGAUUAAGAUGUUGAAUGAAGCUGUCUGAAGUUCAAAUUUCCGACGAUAAAGAACCGGACUGUAAUUUUAUUAGGUUCCAGGCCUUUUCAUGCUCCAGUUAGAUUCACGUGAAACUGGCUGAAAGGUUAACCAUUUGUUUAUCUUUACAUUCCCAUGACUCCGACACGAUAUAUAAUCUAAUUUUCAAAUUAGCAGGGUCACGCACUAUUGCAGUCCGCGUACAUUUUAUCGUGGAAUGGAUUGAAUUUUUGGAUUUAUUGUUAAACAUUAUAUUAAGGUAUUCUAUAAUUGGUUUCAUUAUCUGAUAUAAUGAUGUUAUUAUGAGACGUAUCGAUGUGUGAUUCUUUAUUGACUCUUUUUUUUUGGAGGAAGGGACUUAAGUUGGUUCAGUAAUUACUCGAACUCUUGAUCUUGGGUUCGUCAAAAUUCUGUCAAACUUUCUGUAGUUCGAAUUCUGUCAAACUUGCUGAACUUCGAACUCUGUCAAAAGUUGCUGAACUUCGAUUUCUGUCAAAAUUGAUGAAACUCGUAUUCGGUUCAACUUGUUGAAAUUCGAAUUCUGUCAAACUUGCUGAAGUUCGAAUUCUGUUAUAAUUUUAAGGAGAUAUCUGUGUUCAUGUUAAUAAGACUGUUUUGUUACUUUCAUGCUCCUUCUGUGAUCAUUGUAUCUCAAGAUGAUCGACUGUAUAUUGAAUUAUUUUUGUGGCGUACUGACCAAGAAUGCAACCUUUUGAUAGAGCUUACAGUCGAAUACAAAUUGCUGGAUCACAAUUAGUGAUCAUAUAAUGAUCAUAACAUUAUGAUCAUAUUAUAAUUUCCAAAUAAGGAUAUUCUCACUGAAAAGUUCUAUCAAAUGGUCUUGAUGUGGUGCCUGAUAAUAUCUCUAUAUUUUUCUGUUGUUUUAAAACAAGAAAAUAUAGUUGGCUAUCAGAUGGACGUACUUGCUCUGUGACAAUGUUGGACCAUGUAUAUAAAACGUGUGAAUGUAUAACGUAUAUAUUACGUACAUAAUACGUACAUAUUACGCAUAUAAUACGUAUAUAUUACUGUGUCAUUGUUAUGGUGAUAUGUGGCUUGUGAUGCCCGACGUAUGACUGAUAUAAGGCUCCACGGUAUUUAAAUAUCAAAUAUUUAUUAUACUCGCAAAAUCUGUACAUACUUUUGAUGAUCAUGUUGG
Molecule: messenger RNA, 3342 nt
Organism: Bolinopsis microptera
Lineage: Eukaryota; Metazoa; Ctenophora; Tentaculata; Lobata; Bolinopsidae
Exons: 8
Coding region: 128-1036 (302 amino acids)
Molecular function (GO): protein binding
Source: RefSeq, a predicted model, not a curated record